CAGCUUGUUGCACAACGAUCUACAUCAGCAAUGGGAAACGGUCCGUCCAAGAUUCCUCUGAACGGCUUAGCGGUUGUCAUUACAGGCUGUGAUACGGGAUUUGGUUAUGAAACCGCGCUCCAGCUCGCCGCGUCAAACUCAAUUGUCUAUGCAACCUGUCUUACAGCCGCUGGCGUGAAGAAUUUUGAAAGGUUGCGGGCAGAGCAGCCAAAUCUGUAUGGAACCUUAAGGCCCUACCAGCUAGACGUAACCGAUUGGGAAGCAUGCGAACGCUUUGGCAAGUUGAUUGAAGAGCAAGUCCAAGACGGUUUAUUUGGCCUGGUCAAUAACGCGGGAAUAAAUUCUGGAUCCUACUUCAGCUGGUCUACCAUAGCCGAAAUCCGCAAGGUUAUGGACGUCAACUACAUGGGCGCGGUGCACAUGAUGAAGGCAUUGAUGCCUUCUUUGCGUCGAUUUGUGACCCUCAAUCCUACCGGACACGCCCCACGCAUUGUUAACAUCACCUCUGUAGCGGGGCGAACGGUGGCCCCCAUUAUUCCAGCCUACUGCGCCUCUAAGCAUGCUCUCGAAGCCAUGUCCGAUGGCGUGCGUAUGGAGCUGCGGCAUUUUGGCAUUCGCGUCGCUAUUAUUGAGCCGUGGUUUGCAAGCACUCCUUUGGUUGUGGGAAAUGAAGAUGGAAGGUCUAAGCAGAUCCGUGAACGUUAUGAAAGCUUACCGCAUCGCGAAGAUUAUGGCAAAGCCUUUUUGGAUCAUCACAUCGGUCGUCUUAAUAUCCCGCCGCCAAUGACAAUGGAGCCCAUCAAAGUUGUACGAACGAUCAUACGUGCUUUGCAAUCUCAAGAGCCAAGACAUAGAUAUAUCGUUGGGGCUAUGGGCGCUGUGUCCAUUUUUCUCUACAGUUUUCUCCCUAGUUGGCUUAGCGACAGAAUGGUUCGCUUGCCUGUCCCUCCGGCUGCAACUGUCAAAAAUGGCCGACAGGGCUUAUUGUCUUGGAUUGCUUAGAUCCACGGUGCCUGACAGCGUAUGAUGGCUUCGUACCAUAGCUAUAGUUUUAGACAUAUGGACUGCCUUUAAACCCUUUGAAGGGAGGAUGCGCCUGACCUGUUUACUCAUAUGAUACUCGUAUUGAACAUCCUUAAUCAUCAUCUAUAUCUACUUCUCGUCCUUCAAAAGUUGAACGGAGAGCGUAGAACUCCGCGUCCGAAUCAAUCUUGGUCGGUGGCAUUUGCGCACUGUCCUCGGUGUCGGCAUACUCUCCACCGCCUUUACCAACUAGCGAAAUUCCGUUCAUCCGUGCAAAAAGGAGCCUGAGUAUUUUUUCUUUGUCAACCCACGAAAGAUCGCUAAUGUCCACUUUGACAUUAGGAUCUAGUGGGGGUGAUCCACGCGCCUCAUCUUUCUCCGAGACAGAUGGGGGACCUCCUAUCGGUAUCGGUAUUUGUG
Messenger RNA from Spizellomyces punctatus DAOM BR117, 1443 nucleotides. RefSeq lists its product as uncharacterized. The coding region runs from base 31 to 1002 and encodes 323 amino acids. Gene Ontology annotation, molecular function: oxidoreductase activity. The transcript has 7 exons. The record is from RefSeq and is a predicted model, not a curated record. NCBI's taxonomy places the organism in Eukaryota, Fungi, Chytridiomycota, Chytridiomycetes, Spizellomycetales, Spizellomycetaceae.